Molecule: messenger RNA, 870 nt
Organism: Lutzomyia longipalpis
Lineage: Eukaryota; Metazoa; Arthropoda; Insecta; Diptera; Psychodidae
Exons: 3
Coding region: 8-685 (225 amino acids)
Source: RefSeq, a predicted model, not a curated record
AAAAAAAAUGGAUGGUUCUGUGAAAUAUUUGUGGUCUGCUGCUACAAAAUUACCCAAUUCUUCGGUAUCCCUUCAACUUCUUAAGGCACAUUAUGCAGAAAAAUCCUUUGCAAUUGCAAAGAGAUCCUGUGAGUUUCCGGAAAAUUUACGAGAUGUCUCAUCUAUGUGUCCAAAAUGCUCGUCUUUUUGGUCCAAUGGUGCUCUCAAUUUGCGCAUAAAAUCACCAACAAAGGACACGAAAAGGCGUACACGGAAUUUCGUGAUAAAACACUACAGAGAUAAGAAGAAUAUCAAAUUGAGGAGACUUUCGCGGAAAUUAGCUCUUAUCAAUUUCAAAUCAGCGGAAUUUACAUGUAGGAUCUGCGGGGAAAUAACGAAAAUUCCAAUGUUAAAAUUGGCCAGCAAAAAGGUUUCAGUUGAUGAGAAGAAGAUUGGGAAUAUUUCACAAAAAAGUUGCCACCUACCUCCACAAGUUUCACCUACAAUUUCUAAGAGAAAAAAGAAGAAGAAGAAAAAGGAUCAAUUUGCAGGACUAAACAAAGAUGCUAUCCUUGCGAUAAAGACGAUGAAAUUAGAAAAUGUCCCGAAGAAACCCGCACAAGGACCGAGUAUUGGGAAAUUGGCUUCAAUUCUCAAGCAGAAGGCUUCAAUUUCGGGAAAUAAGCUCCACACGAUGCUAAAAUAGCUUUAUUAAAUAAUAGAGCUAUUUUUCACCACAUUCCCUCAUACUAAUAAAUAAUGCUGCCUAAUGCUCUUGCUGAGGAUGUAACCACCAAAGAUGCUAUUAGUUGAGUGGAAUUUGUGCUUUUACAAUCUGAAAAAGAUAUUUUGUACAAAAGAAAAAUUAAUAAAAGUUUAUUUAAAAAAAAA